Molecule: messenger RNA, 2390 nt
Organism: Tripterygium wilfordii
Lineage: Eukaryota; Viridiplantae; Streptophyta; Magnoliopsida; Celastrales; Celastraceae
Product: L-type lectin-domain containing receptor kinase IX.1-like
Exons: 1
Coding region: 78-2255 (725 amino acids)
Biological process (GO): protein phosphorylation
Cellular component (GO): plasma membrane
Molecular function (GO): carbohydrate binding; protein kinase activity; ATP binding
Source: RefSeq, a predicted model, not a curated record
CAAGUCAUGCUAAUUCUGAACUUACAUAUCCUGAAGCGAAGUCCCCAAUCUAGCUUCUGCACCAACAUAUCCUAACCAUGGUAGUCUGCAACUUUACAACUUCAUGUUUCCUACUCUCUCAUCUCUCUAUGAUUUUCAUUGUCUUGGCACUUGUGAUCCCAUUUGCUAGCUCAUUAUCCUUCAACUUCACCAGCUUUGAUACCAACGAUAAGAAUAUAACCUAUGAGAGAAGUGCCAGCCCUUCAAAUAAUGCCAUUCAAAUGACCUUAAACCUGAACGGCGAGGCUACGACUGAGAGACAUGGUCGUGCGACGUAUUAUGAGCCGAUGCACCUUUGGGACAAGGCCUCAGGAAACCUUGCAGACUUCACCACUCAUUUCUCCUUUGUCAUUGAUUCGCAGUUCAGGACUUUAUAUGGAGAUGGGAUUGCUUUCUUUCUUGCACCUCCAGGUUCACGAAUUCCAGAUAAUGCCACCAGAGGUGGUACUCUGGCUCUUACAAAUGAUGGUGACGAAUUGAACUUCACAAGAAAUUCGUUUGUCGCGGUGGAGUUUGAUGCAUUUUCAAACUUUUUCGAUCCUCCAGGCGAACAUGUAGGUAUUGACAUUAAUUCAUUGAAAUCUGUAAGUAAUGUGACUUGGUAUUGUAAUAUUACAGGAGGGAAAAUGAAUGAUGCUUGGAUCACUUAUAAUUCCAGUACAAAAAAUCUGAGUGUUGUUUUCACUGGUUUUCGGAAAAAUACUAAAUUCAAACAGCAGCUUUACCAUGUAGUCGAUCUGAGUGAUUACCUUCCAGAAUGGGUUACUUUUGGUUUCUCUGCUGCCACCGGAGCUGCUACGGCCAUACAUACCGUUAACUCUUGGGAAUUCAGCUCAACCUUACAAAUCGAUACUAGUCCUCCGACCUCAGCUCAUCCGACCUCUGCUCCUCCGACACCUAGUCCUCAGACCUCAGCUCCUCCGACCUCUGCCCCUCCGACACCUAGUCCUCAAUGUUGUCGACGAAGAAAAAACAAAACAUGGCUUGGAGUGGGACUAGGCGUUGGUGGGAGUCUGUUAGUAGUCGGUUUAGUUUUUGUCUGGUUUGCUGCUACUCCUAGGCAGAGAAAUGCUGACGAAGAUCAGGAUGAUCAUGUCCUCCAUGAUUUCAUCAAAGAUGAACAUGAUAGCGGAAGAGGACCGAAGAAGUUUUCUUACGAUGAAUUGGCACAUGCUACGAAUAAUUUCAAUGAGGAAGCAAAAUUAGGAGAGGGGGGUUUUGGAGGGGUUUACAAAGGAUUUUUGGGAGAUCUGAAUUCAUACGUUGCUGUCAAAAGGAUUUCAAGUGGGUCUAAGCAGGGAGUUAAAGAGUUUGCAGCAGAAGUAAAUAUCAUAAGCAGAUUAAGGCACAGAAACUUGGUAAAACUUAUUGGUUGGUGUCAUGAAAGAAAAGAAUUGCUGCUUGUUUAUGAGUACAUGCCAAAAGGAAGCUUAUAUUCUCAUCUUUUCCAGGAGAAUAGCUCGUUGACAUGGAAGGUGAGAUAUAAAAUCGCGCGAGGAUUGGCCUUAGGGUUGCUGUACUUACACGAAGAACUGGAUCAGUGCGUCGUCCAUCGAGACAUAAAGUCCAGCAACAUAAUGUUGGAUUCAAAUUUCAAUGCUAAACUUGGGGAUUUUGGUUUGGCAAGGCUUGUGGACCAUGAAAAAGGAUCACAAACCACAAUUUUGGCAGGGACUAUGGGCUACAUGGCUCCUGAAUGUGCAACAACAGGCAAGGCUAGCCGGGAAACAGAUGUCUACAGCUUUGGAAUUGUUGCUCUUGAAAUCAGUUGUGGAAGAAAACCUAUCAACCGCAUGGCUGUUGAAGCUGAAACACAUUUAGUGAGUUGGGUUUGGGAGCUUUAUGGAUGUGGAAAGUUACUUGAAGCAGCUGAUCGAACACUGUCUGGAGAGUUUGAUGAGCAACAAAUGCAAAGAUUGAUGAUUGUUGGACUAGGUUGUGCUCAUCCUGAUGAAAAUUUGCGAUUGUCGAUUAGGCAAGCGAUUAAUGUUCUUAAUUUUGAAGGUCCAUUGCCAGUUCUUCCAUCAAAGAUGCCGGUACCAACCUACCUCGCUCCACCAGUGAAUGCAGCUUCGGUUUUAUUGCCAUAUGCUGCUACUUAUUCUGAAGGUGGUGGGUACCAAUCUUCUAGUGUUGGCUACAACACUGGUUCCUCACAGGGCACCUCGUCUAUCGAACUAGCUUCUUCGACUGUCUCACUUCUGCAUACCCGCUGAGUAUCCAAAUUCACAAAUGUUCUGGUUCAAAUAGUUUUACUCAUUGAUUUUUCUUUCCUUUUUUUCCAUUUGAAUUUUAUUGUUUGUCAAUAAAACAUAAAGCUAUAUGUGUGAAUAAAAUUCAGGGUUUCUACC